GAAGGAAUACGAUUGAGAACAAAAUCGACUUACCGAAAAGAGAUACCCAACUGGGAAAUGAUAUCAGAAAAGUUAGUUCUUCUCUAGAUGAGAACAAGCACGAAAAUGAUUGUCAUUCUAUAAGAGACAAUGAUAUCAAAUUAUCGACAAGCCCGCAAAUGAAGAGUAAUAAUCGAACGCACAAUGAAGCUUCAAGUACUGAAGAUACUACUACUGAUAAAGUAAUGACAGAAGAAGAUCCCGUUGAAAUAAUAAGAAAUACGAAUAACAACAAAAUCGAACUAACGAAUCCAAGUACCGAACUGGAAAAUAACAUCAGAGAAAUCACUUGUAUUGAAAUGGAAAGUGUCAACAUUACAUCCGAUUAUAUCAAUCGAGAUUCCGAAGAAAUAAGAAGGAAUACGAUUGAGAACAAAAUCGACUUACCGAAAAGAGAUACCCAACUGGGAAAUGAUAUCAGAAAAGUUAGUUCUUCUCUAGAUGAGAACAAGCACGAAAAUGAUUGUCAUUCUAUAAGAGACAGUGAUAUCAAAUUAUCGACAAGCCCGCAAAUGAAGAGUAAUAAUCGAACGCACAAUGAAGCUUCAAGUACUGAAGAUACUACUACUGAUAAAGUAAUGACAGAAGAAGAUCCCGUUGAAAUAAUAAGAAAUACGAAUAACAACAAAAUCGAACUAACGAAUCCAAGUACCGAACUGGAAAAUAACAUCAGAGAAAUCACUUGUAUUGAAAUGGAAAGUGUCAACAUUACAUCCGAUUAUAUCAAUCGAGAUUCCGAAGAAAUAAGAAGGAAUACGAUUGAGAACAAAAUCGACUUACCGAAAAGAGAUACCCAACUGGGAAAUGAUAUCAAAAAAGUUAGUUCUUCUCUAGAUGAGAACAAGCACGAAAAUGAUUGUCAUUCUAUAAGAGACAAUGAUAUCAAAUUAUCGACAAGCCCGCAAAUGAAGAGUAAUAAUCGAACGCACAAUGAAGCUUCAAGUACUGAAGAUACUACUACUGAUAAAGUAAUGACAGAAGAAGAUCCCGUUGAAAUAAUAAGAAAUACGAAUAACAACAAAAUCGAACUAACGAAUCCAAGUACCGAACUGGAAAAUAACAUCAGAGAAAUCACUUGUAUUGAAAUGGAAAGUGUCAACAUUACAUCCGAUUAUAUCAAUCGAGAUUCCGAAGAAAUAAGAAGGAAUACGAUUGAGAACAAAAUCGACUUACCGAAAAGAGAUACCCAACUGGGAAAUGAUAUCAAAAAAGUUAGUUCUUCUCUAGAUGAGAACAAGCACGAAAAUGAUUGUCAUUCUAUAAGAGACAAUGAUAUCAAAUUAUCGACAAGCCCGCAAAUGAAGAGUAAUAAUCGAACGCACAAUGAAGCUUCAAGUACUGAAGAUACUACUACUGAUAAAGUAAUGACAGAAGAAGAUCCCGUUGAAAUAAUAAGAAAUACGAAUAACAACAAAAUCGAACUACCGAAUCCAAGUACCGAACUGGAAAAUAACAUCAGAGAAAUCACUUGUAUUGAAAUGGAAAGUGUCAACAUUACAUCCGAUUAUAUCAAUCGAGAUUCCGAAGAAAUAAGAAGGAAUACGAUUGAGAACAAAAUCGACUUACCGAAAAGAGAUACCCAACUGGGAAAUGAUAUCAGAAAAGUUAGUUCUUCUCUAGAUGAGAACAAGCACGAAAAUGAUUGUCAUUCUAUAAGAGACAAUGAUAUCAAAUUAUCGACAAGCCCGCAAAUGAAGAGUAAUAAUCGAACGCACAAUGAAGCUUCAAGUACUGAAGAUACUACUACUGAUAAAGUAAUGACAGAAGAAGAUCCCGUUGAAAUAAUAAGAAAUACGAAUAACAACAAAAUCGAACUACCGAAUCCAAGUACCGAACUGGAAAAUAACAUCAGAGAAAUCACUUGUAUUGAAAUGGAAAGUGUCAACAUUACAUCCGAUUAUAUCAAUCGAGAUUCCGAAGAAAUAAGAAGGAAUACGAUUGAGAACAAAAUCGACUUACCGAAAAGAGAUACCCAACUGGGAAAUGAUAUCAGAAAAGUUAGUUCUUCUCUAGAUGAGAACAAGCACGAAAAUGAUUGUCAUUCUAUAAGAGACAAUGAUAUCAAAUUAUCGACAAGCCCGCAAAUGAAGAGUAAUAAUCGAACGCACAAUGAAGCUUCAAGUACUGAAGAUACUACUACUGAUAAAGUAAUGACAGAAGAAGAUCCCGUUGAAAUAAUAAGAAAUACGAAUAACAACAAAAUCGAACUACCGAAUCCAAGUACCGAACUGGAAAAUAACAUCAGAGAAAUCACUUGUAUUGAAAUGGAAAGUGUCAACAUUACAUCCGAUUAUAUCAAUCGAGAUUCCGAAGAAAUAAGAAGGAAUACGAUUGAGAACAAAAUCGACUUACCGAAAAGAGAUACCCAACUGGGAAAUGAUAUCAGAAAAGUUAGUUCUUCUCUAGAUGAGAACAAGCACGAAAAUGAUUGUCAUUCUAUAAGAGACAAUGAUAUCAAAUUAUCGACAAGCCCGCAAAUGAAGAGUAAUAAUCGAACGCACAAUGAAGCUUCAAGUACUGAAGAUACUACUACUGAUAAAGUAAUGACAGAAGAAGAUCCCGUUGAAAUAAUAAGAAAUACGAAUAACAACAAAAUCGAACUACCGAAUCCAAGUACCGAACUGGAAAAUAACAUCAGAGAAAUCACUUGUAUUGAAAUGGAAAGUGUCAACAUUACAUCCGAUUAUAUCAAUCGAGAUUCCGAAGAAAUAAGAAGGAAUACGAUUGAGAACAAAAUCGACUUACCGAAAAGAGAUACCCAACUGGGAAAUGAUAUCAGAAAAGUUAGUUCUUCUCUAGAUGAGAACAAGCACGAAAAUGAUUGUCAUUCUAUAAGAGACAGUGAUAUCAAAUUAUCGACAAGCCCGCAAAUGAAGAGUAAUAAUCGAACGCACAAUGAAGCUUCAAGUACUGAAGAUACUACUACUGAUAAAGUAAUGACAGAAGAAGAUCCCGUUGAAAUAAUAAGAAAUACGAAUAACAACAAAAUCGAACUACCGAAUCCAAGUACCGAACUGGAAAAUAACAUCAGAGAAAUCACUUGUAUUGAAAUGGAAAGUGUCAACAUUACAUCCGAUUAUAUCAAUCGAGAUUCCGAAGAAAUAAGAAGGAAUACGAUUGAGAACAAAAUCGACUUACCGAAAAGAGAUACCCAACUGGGAAAUGAUAUCAGAAAAGUUAGUUCUUCUCUAGAUGAGAACAAGCACGAAAAUGAUUGUCAUUCUAUAAGAGACAAUGAUAUCAAAUUAUCGACAAGCCCGCAAAUGAAGAGUAAUAAUCGAACGCACAAUGAAGCUUCAAGUACUGAAGAAACAAAAAUUUUAGACCGGACUAUAACGCAAAGCAAAGAAGUUCAUCAACCAAAAGGUAUUACAAUGGAAAGUGACAAUAUUACACCCGAUUAUAUUAAUCUAACGAUUGUAGGAGAGUCCAAAGAAAUAAGAAAUAAUACGAUUGACUUACCGAAACUAGAUACCCAGCUGGAAAAUGGCAUCAGAAAAGUUAGUUCAGGUUCCAACCAAAGUGAAGUAGAAUUUACCAUCGACGCCAAAAAUGAGUCCAUUACCAAAUUAAAUUACAUGAUAGAGGUCAAUGAAAUGGAGCAUAAGUCACAAGCCAGCAUAGGUGAACGAAAUAAAAGAAAAACCUUCAUGGAUAAACUUUCUAUAAAAAGAAGUUUAUCUCUUAUUGAUAUAAAUAAGGAACAAACCCAAAUGAACAAUAUUAUUCAUCAGGACAAGAAAAGAGAAAUUGCCCGAGACUUUAAGCUUCAAAGACGAAACUCAUUUGAUGUGCGCAUGUGUGUAUCUACACAAAAAUAUUCAAAGCUAGAUCAAAUUAUUCAAAAAAGGACUUAUGACGAGGUGUACUCUAGUCACUUAUUUCUUGAAAACCCUUCUAUAAAAUCAUUGCAACAACAAUAUUCUCUUGAUAACGAAAAUGGGGCCAUUAUUAUAUAUAACCGUUUCAAAAAAGAAGAUACGCGUGAAAGCUCAGCCCAAAGUGAAGCCUCACUUGUAUUACGAGAAGUGGCUGAAUAUGAAAAUACAUAUGAAAAUACAGACAUAGGCAUACUAGCACGUCACAAUACAACCGAUGGAGAUUAUUCAAGAUAUACUCUUAAGCCAAUUAGAACCGACACCUCAAAUAAAUACGUUGCAGAGGAGAGUACACAGCCAUGGCGAAUACAUAUACUUCUACUGAAACUGAAUCAACCGUCUCAGCAGCAACAAAAAUUCAAGCUGGAGCUCGGGGAUUUCCUGCAAGGAGAAGAUUCCGCGCAAAUGAUGAUACAAAUUCAUCAACUCAAGAUACAAAGGCAUCGUUUGGCAACGAUGCUAUUAGCGAAUCUCUAG
Scaptodrosophila lebanonensis is the source of this 4394-nucleotide messenger RNA. RefSeq lists its product as uncharacterized. Bases 159 to 4394 code for a protein of 1411 amino acids. The record is from RefSeq and is a predicted model, not a curated record. NCBI's taxonomy places the organism in Eukaryota, Metazoa, Arthropoda, Insecta, Diptera, Drosophilidae. The transcript has 39 exons.